AUGGUGCUUCUCGUCUUAUUAUUUUCUUAUGUUUUCCAUUUUCUGUCACCGACGAUCAGCCAUGCCCUUCGUCUCUCCCGACAACUUGGCGAUACUUCCUUACAGGCUCAAGCCUACUACAGCCUGGGCAACACGAGUAGUUUGGUUCGUGACUACCCUGCGGCUGUGGCAUAUCAUUUACGCCACUUGGCAAUGGCUCGCCGACUUGGCGACCGUCUGGGAGAGGCCAGAGCCCACUGGAGCUUGGCCAAUGCAUAUGCGGGGUUAGGAGACCUUGACAGAAGCCUGCGCUGUGCCCGCCGAUAUCGGCAGAUUACAAUUAAAGAGUUAUAA
Messenger RNA from Protopolystoma xenopodis, 333 nucleotides. NCBI's taxonomy places the organism in Eukaryota, Metazoa, Platyhelminthes, Monogenea, Polystomatidea, Polystomatidae. The record is from the annotation of a GenBank genome assembly.